GUCGACUGGCAUGCUGAGCAAGUUGCGGGACGUGGCCGUCGAUCUCUUUGAUGACGAGGUUGCGACUAACAACUUCUCGACCGUGCCCAGUCGAUGCCUUCGGGGGCGAUGGGGGUCUAUGGAUGACGUCGAGGCUUUCUUGAUGGGCAGGCUUCCGCUAGUCCACGCCGUGCUCCGCAGGUGGAUGGAUGUGAAUAAAAAGAAGGUCACCAUCGCAGCAGUCGGCGGCGAUGAAGACGCAGCCUACCAGGCGCACGCCAGGGCCAUGAUAUCAAACGCAUGCGCUAUGUCGGGGGACCGUCGUUUCCAAUUCAUGGUGGCCGCUUCGCUCAUUGCGAAGAAUCCUCUGGUGGGAUAUUUCAAUUGGGCCCAGAAGCGCAUUCGGGAAACAAACAAGUAUCAAGACGAUGCCGUCGCGAAUGGGCAGUCGUACUUCGGCCCGACGUUUGUGUCCGACCUUGUGCAGUUUAAGGCGAAGGAGGUCGCUGGUCAGAUACGUGCGUUGAUGGACCCUGCUGCGUUUCGCACUACAGAUCUAUGGGGCGGCCCUCUUUCAGAACUCCCUCCUGCUGCUCUUCCACGGGCGAAUCUCCUAAUCAUGGCGCUUACCUUGAAGGCGCAGGCCCAGUGGCACAUGCGGUUCACAAAGAUGUGCUCAUCGUUUCCUUUGGCGGCCCUUGCGUUCUGCGAGAAGUCUGCAGACAUUGAUUGUCCACGUCGGAGGGAGGUGGCGUCCGCGUUGCUAGAUACUGACGACUGUUGUCUGCAGGAUGAGUUCUCAGACUUUGCAAUAAAGUUCAAGGCAGCAUUUCGCGCAGAGAUCGGAGUGGCCAAGGAACUUGGCAUAUGCCACCAUGCGUUGUACGGCUUCUGCUUGUCGCUGAGGGCUUCGAUAUCAGGGCACACUCAAGACAUCGAGGGCUUCAACAACGUGAUUCAAUGCAUGGCUAACCGAGCCCCAGCGAUGAAAGCGUCCACGGCCAACGCUCGCAUGAUCAUCAAGAGUAGGCAGUUCAGGUUGACCGUGGAGGCAACGGUGCUGGCCGACACGGCAUGGCACCGAGAACGCCUUUGCCGCGCCGUGGUCCCAGUCGGUGGCGGCGGGUUGCCGUCAGAGAAGAAGCUCGUGGAGUCGUGCGCCCAUGUGUUUCCAGUCGACAAGCUAUACUGCGCGAGGGCUGCGCUGUCUGCUUACCAUAUCGUGGACGAGCUCCCCGAUUUUGUCUACGAUAUCAGCGACAAGGCUGGGCACGUCAUCACUGCUGGGUUUGUUGUGGCUUUUACGUAUGGAACCAAAGUAACUGUUCGCAGGGGAGUGUGCUCCGACGACGGGGCAGGCAAUUUGAUUUUCAAGUUGAACGAAGGAUGGCCAGACCCAAUCCCGCUGCUCGAUUAUUGCUAUAGCAUCGACUUCCUCCGCACAUACAAGGAUCACCCAAAGAAGCCUGUCUACUUGGUCUGGAGAUCGCUUUCGUGGUCCAACGGCGUGGCGGCUGUGAGCUCUGAGAACAGCGGGCACCAACGGCUCACGAUGGCUCUCAAGACGGCCAAGGCUGCGCCCGCGGGCGCUGGCGCGGCCGCGCCAGCACGGCACCGCGCCGCAGUGCGACAGCUCCCCGCCAGACUCGAGGGCAUCGAGGCGGCCGCGAC
Messenger RNA from Prorocentrum cordatum, 1650 nucleotides. NCBI's taxonomy places the organism in Eukaryota, Dinophyceae, Prorocentrales, Prorocentraceae. The record is from the annotation of a GenBank genome assembly.